This is a messenger RNA of Wyeomyia smithii (pitcher-plant mosquito), 1872 nucleotides long. RefSeq lists its product as uncharacterized. Lineage: Eukaryota; Metazoa; Arthropoda; Insecta; Diptera; Culicidae. The transcript is spliced from 6 exons. The record is from RefSeq and is a predicted model, not a curated record. The coding region runs from base 445 to 1254 and encodes 269 amino acids.
UCCUGUUGUGUGUCCAAAAGUGCACGUGGAACCGGUGGUACGGUACGGUUCUUGCCUGGCUGACUGAACAUCAACCGGUAGUCGGUGCAGCCGUUUAGCUUUGCUCGCUGGAGUGUGGAAAAUUAUUCUGCUUUUAGAUGGCUGUUUUUGGCUAUACAUAGUACAUGGAGAAAGAGUGAUCUGUCUUGGUGCGCAUAUCAAAGCUGACGGAUGGCAGGCAAAUGAAAUCGAUGGUGAAAACUGUGAUAAUUGGAAAAGUGUGCGAAACUGUGGCAGUAAACAGAUUAAUUAGUGUGUAGGUGUCGCAGUGACGGGGAAAUUACGCUGACCGGACGCUCACGGACAGCAUCGGGGCCCACCGUGACUGUGAUCAUAUUGUGCUCACGAGACAGCGUGAGUUUAUAUUCGAGGUGACACCGGUGAAACAGUUGGAGCCGAGUCAAAAUGGAUACCAGGCAAAGCAGCAGCCGACGUUUGCUGUGCAAAGUGGGAUUAAUUCUGCUGCUCGUUGAAGCAUCACAAUGUCUCCAGAUAACAAACCUGGAUGUACCCCAGUCGUACAAGUUAACCCGGGGGGACGAACCGCCGGAGGAUCUCAUUCUGGACUGCGAGUACGAGCUGAAGGACGAAACUUCGAAGGGAUUCGUGCUCAAGUGGAAGCACAACAACUUACCGAUCUAUCAGUGGAUUCCGUCUAAGAAACCAGUUGCUCUCACAACCUUCAAAGGUCACGUCGACCUGGACUAUUCGGUGUCGGAUGAUCGUUUGCACAAGUACCGUGCCUUGAAGCUGGUUAAUCCGGUUGCGAACUUCACCGGUAACUACAGCUGUUCCGUGCAGACAUUCCUGGAAAAUGAAGUUAAAACUGCACACAUGCAGAUCAUAGUACCGGAGACGGAGUUCAACUUGACGUAUAAUCAAGAAAGCAACGGCAGCACGGUAGUGUCCUGCGCGGUUAGUGACAUCUUCCCGAAGCCAGAGUUAUCGCUGUUUAUCGAUGAUUCGGAAAUCAAAGACACUGUGGUGUCCGAAAACCCAGAGAAUGGCUCUUACGAUGUGGUUCUGCAACACGUUUUAAGCGAUGACUCAAAGGACGCCACAAUCCACUGUCAGCUGUCGAUACCGGGGACCAAUUAUACUAGAAAGCGGGAGAAAAUGUACUACGGAUCUGCCUUCCGAUUUAAUAUAUCGAUCUUACAAGCUCUGAUGUACGCACUGUUUGCAGCGCUAGCAUCCAGCACGGUUAGAUUCUAACAUCGCGACCCUAGUGUUGUGAAACGGGCCAAAGAUUCACCAAUAUACAGAAUUAGACGUGUAGGGAACGAACGUUUAAACGCGAGAACGAUAUUUAUUCGGUAUUAAUGAGCUACCAGUGUCUUAUUAGCAGUUCUUAAAAAUAGUCCAAAUGAUUUCAACGUUAGUCUCUAAGCAUAAUCGUGGAAACGACGUAUUAUGACGCUUAAAUCUGUAGUCGGUCUGUGAAACCGGAAUACCACAAAUGUAAAUUAUGAUAGGCCAUUUUCCGUUCUACAUGAAAUUUUUAGUCUUCCAGUCGUAGCGAGUUUCACGUUAAAAACGAAUUACUGUACAACUAAUAUUUUUCGACUAGCGACGGUUACGCACGUCACUCUCUUAGUUGCCUGAUUAUUCGCACACAAGUUAUGUUACUGUUUUUUGUUCUGUUCGAGUCAAAUAUUUCGUGAAAGAGUAUGUUGUAAAUAAUUGUUUGUAUGAAUUGAAUAACUUAAGCUACUAACAAUCAUUUUCCUGUUUUUUUGUUUAAAAACAUGUACAAUGAAAAAUGAGUCUCCGUAGAAAGCGCUGAUUUGAGCCCGAACCAAACGAUUAGAUAAUAAAUAUUUAUUUACUGAA